AUGUGUCCGAGGUGUGUAGUGGUUGAACGCAGCCUGACACUGAGCCACGACAUGCUCCAUUUAACUCCUGGCCAUGCUCAGCCUAUCCCUUCCCACCUCCCAGCCACACAGGCCCCCUGGUCCCCAGCCCCCCUGCUCCCAGUUCACCUGCUCCCAGCCCCCAUGGCCCAGAGCCCCCCUGGUCCCCAGCCCCCCUGGCCCAGAGCCCCCCUGGUCCCCAGCCCCCAUGGCCCAGAGCCCCCCUGGUCCCCAGCCCCCCUGGCCCAGAGCCCCCCUGACCCACAGCCCCCCUGGUCCCCAGACCCCCUGGUCCCCAGACCCCCUGCUCCCAGCACCCCAUGGGCCCCAGUCCACCUGAUCCCAGCCCCCCUGGCCCAGAGCCCCCCUGGUCCCCAGAUCCCCUGCUCCCAGCCCCCCUGGUCCCCAGACCCCCUGCUCCCAGCACCCCUGGCCCAGAGCCCCCAAAGACUGCCAGAGGUCCACCUGCUCCCAGCCCCCCAGUCCACCUGCUCCCAGUCCACCUGCUCCCAGCCCCCCAGUUCACCUGCUCCUAGCCCCCCAGUCCACCUGCUCCCAGCCCCCCAGUCCACCUGCUCCCAGUCCACCUGCUCCCAGCCCCCCAGUUCACCUGCUCCCAGCCCCCAGUCCACCUGCUCCCAGCCCCCCAGUCUCCUGCUCCCAGUCCACCUGCUCCCAGCCCCCCAGUCCACCUGCUCCUAG
Messenger RNA from Salvelinus namaycush (lake trout), 720 nucleotides. RefSeq names its product vegetative cell wall protein gp1-like. The transcript is spliced from 2 exons. NCBI's taxonomy places the organism in Eukaryota, Metazoa, Chordata, Actinopteri, Salmoniformes, Salmonidae. The record is from RefSeq and is a predicted model, not a curated record. The coding region runs from base 1 to 720 and encodes 239 amino acids.